Molecule: messenger RNA, 771 nt
Organism: Physcomitrium patens
Lineage: Eukaryota; Viridiplantae; Streptophyta; Bryopsida; Funariales; Funariaceae
Product: cysteine proteinase inhibitor A
Molecular function (GO): cysteine-type endopeptidase inhibitor activity
Source: RefSeq, a predicted model, not a curated record
UAUCUGGGACUUCAUAUCUGGCUCACGCCGUUCAAUUUCCAGUAUCAAACCAUAGUCUCACGUGAGGAUCCUAUCAAUUUGAGAGCUUGUGUAUCUGUUUUGGAGCAAGAGCCACUGCAUCUUCGGUUCUUUGUGGCGCAGCGAUCGCGUGUUGCUGUUGUUGCCGCUUUUUCAGAGCUUCUAUUCUGCAACCAUGUUGGGAGGAAAGAAGGAGGUCGAUGUCCAGGACACCAACAGCUUGGAGAUUGAUGAGUUGGCAAAUUUCGCCGUUUCUGAGCACAACAACCGCCAGAAUAGCUUGGAGAAGAUGAAUUUAUCUAAGGUGAUCUCCUGCCACAAGCAGGUGGUGUCGGGCCUCAUGUAUCACUUUGUGCUUGAGGUAGAACAGGGCAGCCAGCCCAAGCAAUACGAGGCGAAGGUGUGGGUGAAGCCCGGGGGUGCCUCUAAGAAGUUGGAGGAGUUCAAGCCUAAAGACGCUUAAGAAUGAGUCUGCGCACUUCGAUUGGGCUCUCCCUGAAGAUUGGCUGGGGCUUCAGACUCGAACACUUCAAGUUGAAGCAAGUCCAUUCUGCGGCGACAAUAAUCCCCCUGAGACCCCUCUCUGCUGCACGGGGAGCACUUCGUAGUUGAACAGUUUGUAGUUGUGUAUGUCUUUCUUGCAAGACCAGGAAGAACUGCUACAGUAGUACAUACUUUGUAAAGGCCUUGUUUUAAUCCUGGAAAAACUCCAUAAUUAUCUCGGAAUAGACGGCAUGGUUUUUUUUAUCUUUA